Messenger RNA from Daphnia carinata, 2729 nucleotides. RefSeq names its product mitochondrial proton/calcium exchanger protein-like. Gene Ontology annotation, molecular function: ribosome binding; calcium ion binding. The transcript is spliced from 4 exons. Bases 386 to 2539 code for a protein of 717 amino acids. Lineage: Eukaryota; Metazoa; Arthropoda; Branchiopoda; Diplostraca; Daphniidae. The record is from RefSeq and is a predicted model, not a curated record. Gene Ontology annotation, biological process: intracellular monoatomic cation homeostasis. Gene Ontology annotation, cellular component: mitochondrial inner membrane.
UAAUCUAUUCGUUAUUCAAAGCAGAGGCAUGAACAGUCACGCUAGCCGUAUUUUGACCUACAUGGCAACAAGGCUCCUCCCCCGAACAUCAUGCGAUGUUCCCGUUCACCCCACUUGACGUCAGUGUUGAAAAUAGUGGCCAAUCGCAUCUCGUUUGGCAAUUGUAAGGGUAGGAAAACAAUAAAAGAUAAAAAGGAAAGCACACGUGCAAAAAAAUCAGACGAAAACGUGAUUUGCGAGUCUCGUUGACGUUGCAACUCACGUCGGUAACACUUGAAGGGUAGCAGCGAACACGAGCAGGUUAACCCACUUCAGUUCGCCAAGCAGUUGAUAGGAAAACUUUUUAUUAUUUGUGUGUGUUUUUAUCACAAUCAAGUGCAACAUCAUGUGGCGGUCUGUUUCCUGUCUUGGACAUCCUCAGAUGUUAAGGAACUUAAAACACACAAAGAGAGUCAUACUCGUUGCUAGAUGCAGAAAAACGCCGAACCGCUAUUUCCAGACGACUGUUACACGCUGGGCCGAUAUCACCCCGAACCGUCCUUCAUCCUCAGUGGAAGCUUCUGUUCUGUCAUACAAACACGAGCAGAAAGCAAUCGAACCUGCAUCUUCGAUUGUUGUUGAAAAGCCGCCAUUAAGCAAAAGGAUUCUAGACGAAUUGGUGCAUUACUAUCAUGGAUUCCGUUUGCUGUUUAUCAAUAUCGGUAUUUCGGGAAGCUUGCUCAUGCGCGUUCUUCGAGGCGAGACUCUCUCCCGACGUGAAAAGAAACAACUUGUCACAACAACAUCAGAUGUUUUCCGUCUUGUUCCCUUCUCAGUUUUUAUAAUUGUUCCCUUUAUGGAACUUGCCUUACCCAUUUUUCUUAAGCUUUUUCCAAACAUGUUACCCUCUACCUUUCAAACAGCCAACGACAGAGAGGUUAAGUUCAAAACGACGCUCAAAGUCAAAUUAGAAAUGGCCAAAUUCUUGCAACAGACGUUGGAUGAAAUGGCACUCACGGGUAGCGGUCAUCAAAGUAAGACAGCCAAGGAUUUCGCAAGAUUUUUUCAGAACAUCCGAAGCUCCGGCCAACAGGCGUCUAACGAAGAAAUUUUACGUUUCUCUAAGCUAUUUGAAGAUGAGAUCACCUUAGAUUCUCUUAGCCGUCCUCAGCUGACUGCUCUUUGUCGCGUACUGGAAAUUGCUCCCAUCGGCACUAAUAACCUGCUACGCUUUCAAUUACGAAUGAAAUUACGCCGAUUGGCAGCUGACGAUAAAUUAAUUCUAAAAGAAGGAAUUGGCUCCCUCACCAUCUCUGAAUUACAGGCAGCCUGUCGCGAGCGUGGCAUGAGAUCACUUGGAGUUAGCGAGAUUCGUCUUAAAUCACAAUUAUUUCAAUGGCUGGACCUCAGUAUGGGCGGGAAAGUCCCGCCGUCGCUACUGCUCUUAUCACGAGCGCUGUAUUUACCUGAAAACGUUUCUGCCACCGAACAACUUCAAGCAACAAUUGCUUCCUUACCAGAGUCACUUGUUGCGCAAACCAGCGACGCUAUUAAUCACCGAAGAGGGAAAGUUAACAAUCAAGCUCGUAUCGAGGCUCUUCGGGUGGAACAAGCCAAAAUUCACGAAGAACGGAAAGAGUUUUGCGCGAGCAAGUCUGAUUUCGACAGCAAAAAGCUGACACUAGCUGACGCUGCGCUUUUGGAAAACGCUCUGGAGGGCGUGGGUGUACAGCGCAAAAGGCUGUUAGUCGCUAAAGGGGAUCUGAUUGACCUGAAAGAAGAAAUGGCUGAUUACAGGGAGGAUAUUCAAGAACUGGAGGACCUUUUGCGAUCUCCAGAACGUCAACGCCUGGUUCUACGUGAAUCUAAAGCUGCCCGUCGACUUUCACGAACUGUUAAUCGAAUGAUUGCAACACUAGAAAACCAUAUAGACGGAUCUGCGUCCACAGAAAGAGAGCCGUUCACAAAAGACAACGAUGACAUGGUCUCCAUCGAAGAGCUGAUUGCAUCCAUUCGCCGGAUUAAUGCUAUAGAUAACUCUGCAAACCUUCAAGCCAUUGUUCAUAUCUUGGAUCACAUUGAUAUGGAUCGUGAUGGAGUUAUCACGGUAGAAGAGGUUAUGAAGGUAAUCGAACUGCUAGAAGAGGAGGGAAUAAAUUUAACUGCAAAACAAAUGACAGAGUUGCUGGGCGUUGUCAAUAAAGAACAAUUCAUCGAGAUGGAAAAGAAAAUUGAAAAGACUCUCGGACAGUUUGUUGACAAGGUGGAAAAGGAUAAGAAUAAUUUGGCCAUUCACUCUUCCGAAAUAAGAAAAACGGAAAAUAUAAGCGUCAAACAAAUGGUGGUGAAGGAUACGGAAGAGCAAGUCCUGCGAGAAAAUUUGAAAACGGUUCAGGAUCAAAAAGUGCUGGAGAUAGCUGAAAUUGAAAGAAUUUUAUCGCUAGUAACCCAGCUGAAAACUCUGUAUGCCGAUGAUGUUGUGCCGAGGAAACGAGUUUCGGACAUUAAACCCGUUUUAUUCAGGGCGGAAACAAGCAGCCCUUCUGGUUUAAGCCCAUAAAUCUAUACAGGUGUAAAUAUGUUAGGUUUCCAUUUGAUUUGGCCGAAUAUAUUAUCGUUUAGAAAAAGGCACGCUCUUCCGAGAACAAGGUACCUAUGUGGCCCUAGAUCGCUGAAUCGCGGCAGGAUCGUGAAUAUGUGAAAUUACCUCGUUAUCAAGUCUUUUAUAAAUAGCAGUCGAUGUCAACAAA